Messenger RNA from Physcomitrium patens, 1931 nucleotides. Its product is annotated as glutamyl-tRNA reductase-binding protein, chloroplastic. The record is from RefSeq and is a predicted model, not a curated record. Lineage: Eukaryota; Viridiplantae; Streptophyta; Bryopsida; Funariales; Funariaceae. Gene Ontology annotation, cellular component: chloroplast.
CGUGGUCCAGUCGAUGAGCCCAGUCCGCGCACCUCGCACCCAAUUCCUCGGGCCCCAAAUCCUGGUCGCGCGAGAGAUUGAUAUUGGCCACGGGCGUGUCGCGAUUGAAGCUGUUACGGUAGAUAGCAUUCGGUAGAGAGAAAGAGAGCGAUAACAGUGCGCUGUUCCGAAGCAUAAUUUGCAGUUGGAGCGGUGGUCAUGGAGGUGGUGGCCAAUCCCGCGAAGCUUCGAGCAUGGCUGUCUUGUGGGGUCGCUGCCGUUGCGGAGUCCAAGCAGUUGGGUCGCUCCUCAACGACGAGAGUGGCGUCGAGGAGAUUGCUGCCGGUGAGUUCCUUGAUCUCGAAGCCGCUGCGGGAGCAAUGGGCAGGCUCUUGGGAGACAGAGAGAGGAGGGAAGAGCAGGAGGCCACUGGCCGUGGCUGUAGCAGUCGCGGAGGGUGUCGUGGAGGAGGAGGAGAAGAUGAGGGAGAAAGAGGAGGUGAAGAAGCUUUUGCGGCCUACCCCGGCUGAGGGUGCCAGGACCGUCAUGGAGACUUGUAAAGAAGGGACGUUGUCAACGCUGUCCGAGGAUGGAUGGCCUUUGGGAACGGAAGUGAGGUUUGCCGUGGACACAGAUGGAAACCCCGUUCUGCGCUUGCAACCUGGCGCGACGCAUACCAAGCACAUCUUGAAGGAUAGCCGGUGCAGUUUGCAUGUGCAGUUGGAACAACCAGGCCGUCGAAAGCCCCAGUGUACAUUGCAAGGUUUCAUUCGCAAGAUUGAAGACAUUAAGCUGAAAGAGAGGCUUGAAAUUGCUUGGGAGAGACGGUUUGCCUCAGAACAACAUACCGCGGGUGACGACUUAUAUGUUAUGAAUGUUGAGCAAGUACUACAAUCUCCGGACAUGGGUGAGGAGGAGAUUUGGGUUUCCGGACCAGAUUACUGGGCUGCUGCAGCUGAUCCAUUGAGGGAGGUUGCUAAGCGCAUUGUGGAAGACAUGAAUAGGAAUCAUUGGGAAGACAUUCGUCGAUUUUGCAACGUAUACGCAAAGCUAGAUGCCGAGCUUGAGGAGGCAAGCAUGACAUGGGUGGACAGGCUUGGAUUCGAUUUACGGGUACUCACUAAAUCACCGCAGAACAUUCUAGAAAUCCGGAUUCCAUUUACACGUGAGGUUACUGAUGAGAGAGAUGCAAGAUCAUCUCUUACAAUUAUGGCCCAAAUAGCUUGGGAGCAGGAACGAAGUGUCACUCCCUCUGAAGUUGUAUUAGCCACUGUUGAGUUAUAGUUUUGUUUCUCCUCCCUCGGAAAUUUUGUCCUGAAAGUAUGCUUUAGUUAGAGAUUUGAAACUGUUCUUGCGAUUUCUAUCGACCGUCUCCUAAGAUUAAGAACCUUCAUUAUCCAAUAUGAAAGACUUGGCAAACGUAUGCCAUGUAGUACUGUCAAUCAACAGAGUGUUGAUUUCAUUCCCCGAGCAAUUUCUCACUAUGCAACUAUGAAAUGAAACGAAGUCAUUGAGUAUCUGGUUCAUUCAUAUCUCGGAAGAUGCGAAGGACGACGCUGGCCGGCUUCAAGUCAUUAUCUUGGCAGAUAGUGAAAGCGAAAAUUAUUGACAUCCCAGUCGGCUCAAGGCAAGUGAUGGUUAGCAUAUUGGCUUGUCUUUUGUUACCUUAAUGACUUGAUGUGGACUUAAACGCGUAUACAUCGGGCAGGCAAACCAAGGAAGGCCGCUGAUGGGAUUCGCUACAAACCGUGCCUCAUUCAAGUGCCUGUGAUGGAGGCUCUAGAAUGGAAUUGUUUCUUAACUGAGAACGCUGGACACUUCACUGGGAUCUCUGGAACCGUUGCUCUCUAGAUUCAUUUUAGAAUGCAGAGAGCAAUGAUUCAAGGAUGUUCUGAUCUUGCAUUAUGGUUUCUCCUUCGAUACUUUCUGAAAUACAACCCAUUACCUUCCAA